Molecule: messenger RNA, 384 nt
Organism: Uncinocarpus reesii 1704
Lineage: Eukaryota; Fungi; Ascomycota; Eurotiomycetes; Onygenales; Onygenaceae
Exons: 2
Coding region: 1-384 (127 amino acids)
Source: RefSeq, a predicted model, not a curated record
AUGUAUAUUGAACUACCCAGACGAAUAUGCUUUUACCGUUCCAGUAACCUUGACCGCAUAUGUCCCGCUCACGUAUCCGUCCAGUCUCUGCCAUCGCGCCACCCACGAUGUCCGUUCGUCAGCGAGCGCGAUCAGGCCCUCGAAUACUUGCGAUGUGCAUUCCUGAAUGGCAUCAGAGUUGUUGCGGAGGUUGAGGAAAGGUUCACAGUUGGGACAGCCGUCGCGCAUAAAUUUCUAGAGGUCGUUCGGGGGAGGGACGCGCACGCUGUGGAGUUGGAUGAUGGAGCAGACCAUGCAGGCGCGCAGGGUGCGCUGUUGACCGGAGGAGACGUAAAAGGACAUGCCGGUCGUGUUCGCGCCGUCGCGGGAUCAGGGAGAAGGUAA